Messenger RNA from Aaosphaeria arxii CBS 175.79, 1226 nucleotides. RefSeq lists its product as uncharacterized. The coding region runs from base 122 to 1120 and encodes 332 amino acids. The transcript is spliced from 3 exons. NCBI's taxonomy places the organism in Eukaryota, Fungi, Ascomycota, Dothideomycetes, Pleosporales. The record is from RefSeq and is a predicted model, not a curated record.
GGGUAAAUCUGCACUUCUCGAAUACCUUACCAACAGCAAUGGUCACUCCAAAGACAGCCCUAAUCCAGUAACACUGGACUUCCAACUCGAACCCGUCGACCUUGGCAAACGAUACUACAUUAUGGACACGCCCGGCUUCGACACAGAUUCAGAGCAAGACGUAUUCCGCAAGAUCAUUGCCGGAAUCAAUGCCGUACGCCCCUAUGCCAGGAUUAUUGGCGUCCUGCUAGUCACUCGCAUCAAUGAUAGCCGCGCCGAGAAAGUCGACAACAAGCUCGUUGCAUUUGUCAACAAACUCUGUGGUCCAGCAUACGCCGGCCAGAUCACCGCAGUCACGAACUUUUGGAACGUGUCUGAGUCGGUAGAGAAAACAAGAUUCGAGGAAAGACUGCAGCAAUGCUUACAGCGUUGGCGAGUGGUUCUUGGUGAUGAGCUGAAGCAGUAUCAGCAUGGACGCCGGUAUAAUUCAUUUGGUGAUGAUACAGGAGAGUGUCUUAAAUGGCAUGGGGACCGCGACGAUAUCAAAAUGUACGCCAAAGCGAUGCUCGAUCGUCACUACGGCAAUACUAAUCUGACGGAUCCGGUUAUUGUCCAGGAGUUGUCGAAUGGCAACCCGCUUUGGAAAACUGCCGCGGGGGAGUUUCUGGGAAUCGCCCCUCCACCCGAGUCUUCUUCACGAGCUUCUGCACCCCCUCCAGUUCAAGCCGAAGCAACAGUACCGCCAGUGGACACCUCCGAACCUGAAGAGAUCGAAAUCCCCAUGCCAUCAGCCUCGACGCACCAGGCGAACUCGAAUCAACCCCAGCCCCCGACGCCCACAGAACCAUCCGCACUUGCAAAGUUUUUGGCAUGGACGGUAGAUGAAGUCGGUAUUCCCAUACUUAAUCAUCUGCUCAAUAACGUUACCUUUAGUGUAACGAGCGGAGGAGGAACAGGUCAAAGCUUCCCCAGCCACCUUGACCCUCUCUCUUCACGAGACCAUUUCGUAUGGCGUGGCCUGCCCGCAGACCUUGAGUCUCGAACGGAAUGGGCCCAAAGGCGCGGAAUUACUUCAGAGCCAGGGUCACAGGCAUUUGGCGACGCUGUUCGCAAUGCGGUCGAGCGCGAAAGGCCAAUGUGAACAGGUUACAUGUGUCACUCGGUGACACGAACAGAGAGUUACGUGCUUUUCAUACAGUGCGCUUGUUACGGCCGGCUUUGAUAUCUACAUGUUUUCUCAUACUAUC